UCCAGCGAUUGAUCUUCUUACUCAGUUAAAGCAUAUGAAAGAAAAGGGAGUGAAAAAUUUUAACGAAAUUCCUUCAAACACUCAAGUUUAUGAUGCAGUUUCUCCGCCACAAAAUUCUGGCCUUUACUCAAGCCCAGCAUCGAGCAAUAAUCCCCAACAAAAUUUGAGCAAUCCACCCAACCAAUUUACAUAUAAUUUGAGUCAUAUCAACCAUCCAAGUCAUCAGCAAGGAAGCUCUGGAUUUAUAAAUACCGCUUUACUCAACACUAUUGAUGCCAAUGAACAUCAAAAAUCACUCAAAAGUAAAUCCGACAUCUCAGGAUUUGAAACACAGUUUAAAGGAAAAUAUUUGGGAAAUAAAUGGGAAAAUAAAUGGGACGCUAAAUUAAAAGCUCUCAAUGAUUCUGAAGACGAACGAAAAAAAGCAAUUGAGAAAUAUUCACAAUACAUCGGCAAUGUUCAUGACACUCUACUUGGUAAUGACAACUAUAAUGACAAUGUUUUUAACAAUCCCCAUCUUGAUAAAAUGCAAAAAAGUUUGGAAAAUGUUGUAUCAGGAAGUUCUCAACACCAAACUCCACCUGCACAGAAUUUUAACAAAAAUCACGAACACGCCUCCGAGAUUGAUGCUGAUGAUUACGUAGACUUGGGUUCUAAUUCUGAAAACUAA
Molecule: messenger RNA, 670 nt
Organism: Meloidogyne enterolobii
Lineage: Eukaryota; Metazoa; Nematoda; Chromadorea; Rhabditida; Meloidogynidae
Source: the annotation of a GenBank genome assembly